AUGAGGUGGGGGUCUCCAAGUGCGUUGCUUGCGUUGUUCGCAACAACAGUAGUGGGCUGGCCCUACGAUGAGUCCUUCCUCCAAUACAACCUCAACCAGAACAAGACCGCGACCAACGCCGCAGAUUACUGGAUCGACUGGCCGGAUCACACAUAUUUCCCCUCGCCGGAUAACUGGCGGUCCCCUGUAUAUACCCUCUUCCUGGACCGGUUCGUCAACGGCGACCCCGAGAACGAUAACAUCAAUGGUACCCUCUUCGAGCACGACUUGAAGUCGAAUCAAAUGCGUCAUGGUGGUGAUGUCGCUGGAUUGGUUGAUACGUUGGACUACCUACAAGGAAUGGGUAUCAAGACCAUUUACCUUGCAGGAACGGUUUUGAUGAACCAGCCAUGGGGCUCGGAUGGUUACUCGGCUUUGGAUACCACUCUGUUGGAUCAGCACUUUGGCAACAUUGACGCAUGGAGAAAGGCAAUCACCGAGAUUCACAACCGUGGUAUGUACGUCAUUUUUGACAAUACCAUCGCAACUAUGGGUGACCUGAUUGGCUUCAAGGGCCACUUGAAUGAAACCACGCCGUUCUCAGUCAAGGAGCACGAAGUACUCUGGAAAUCUAAUCGUCGUUAUGCCGACUUCGAUAUCGGAAACACCUACAACCAAACUUGCGAUUAUCCUCGAUUCUGGUUCGAGGACGGUUACCCAGUCGAGUCGUCUGUCACGGACCAACUGAAAGGCUGCUUUGACAGUGACUUUGACCAGUACGGUGACCGUGAGGCCUUUGGCGUUUUCCCUGACUGGCAGCGUCAGCUGGCAAAAUUCGCCUCCGUCCAGGACCGUCUCCGUGAAUGGAAUCCCAGCGUUAGAGAACGACUGAUCCGACACUCCUGCAUGAUCAUCCGCGCUUUCGAUAUCGACGGUUUCCGUUACGAUAAAGCCACACAGGCCACCGUGGAUGCUCUGGGUGACAUGUCGAGCGCUUACAGAGAGUGUGCCCGGGAAGUUGGUAAAGAAAACUUCUUUAUCGCCGGUGAAAUCACAGGCGGAAACACCUUUGGUUCCAUCUAUCUCGGCCGUGGCAGGCAGCCCAACCAGUAUCCUGAGAGUGCUGAAAUGGCGGUUACCAUGAACAAUAUGUCGGCCCAGCAAUACUUCUUGCGAGAGCAUGGCCACGAGGCUAUAGAUGCGGCGGCUUUCCACUAUUCGGUGUAUCGUUCCCUUACUCGGUUCCUGGGAAUGGAUGGUAACCUGGCUGCGGGUUAUGAUACGCCGGUUGACUGGACCGAUGCCUGGAACCUGAUGCUUGUGUCUAACGACAUGAUCAACGCAAACACGGGAAAAUUCGACCCCAGACAUAUGUACGGCGCAACUAACCAGGACGUUUUCCGUUGGCCUGCCAUCCAAUACGGUGUCGAGCGACAACUCUUGGCUUUGUUCAUCACGACCCUGCAUCUCCCCGGUAUUCCGAUGCUUUUAUGGGGAGAAGAACAAGCGUUCUACAUCUUGGAUGCGACAGCUUCUAACUAUAUCUAUGGACGUCAGUCGAUGUCGCCCGCCACCGCAUGGAAAACGCAUGGUUGCUUCAGUCUCAAGUCGUCUCAGUACUAUCAAUGGCCCCUCGAAGCAGCGUUGGAAGGUUGCCACGACGAAACAGUCACGUACGAUCACCGGGAUCCCUCGCAUCCUGUGCGAAACGUCAUCAAGCACAUGUACCAAAUGCGCCAGCAAUAUCCCGUGUUGAACGAUGGAUGGCUUGUUCAGAAGUUAUCUAACCGGACACGAGACAUUUACCUGCCCGGUUCCAACGGCACUGCGACGGAGACAGGCAUGUGGUCCAUUCUCCGAGACGUGUACGGAGAGCACCAAGAUCUGGGAUCCGAUGCGGAUAACCAGCCAGUUUGGCUAGUGUAUCAAAACGACAACCACACCCUGGAGUACCAGUUCGACUGCAGCGACAAUGACACGGCAUUGAUAUCUCCUUUCCCCAGCGGGACCACGGUGAAGAACUUAUUCUAUCCGCAUGACGAAAAGGUUCUGAAGGACGGCCCGAAAAAGCUUCGUCUAAAUGGCUCCACGGAGACCAACGGAUGUUUAGACAGCUUGACAUUGAGUGCGUAUGAAUUUAGGGCCUAUGUCCCCAAAACUCAGUUCUCUUCGCCUCGUCCCAUGAUCACCAAGUUUGAGCCCGGUCAUGACGCGCCCCUACUAUCUACAGUGCUCCCCAACACCUAUGAAGAUGUCGAUGUCAAGAUUUAUUUCUCCACCGAAAUGGACUGUGAUUCCGUCACCAAGUCGAUCUCGUUCAAUUCAUCCACCGAGGCUGACAAGACUGCCUCUUUCGAUACCAACAGUGUCAAUUGCAGUUCAAUCGCUGUUGACAAGACUUCCUGGCCUGGUCAGAUUCCAAGUGCAUGGUAUUGGUCGGCAACAGUGAAGGGUGUCUACAACGGCGUCCACCGUUUGACAGUGAAAAACGCAACUACCACUGAUGGAGCUUUCACGGAUGCCGUCGACCACUUCCUCAUCCGCAUUGGACAGCGUGAUAACCCGAUGUUGUACCCUUCGGCCAACUAUUCCAGCAGUUUGCUUCACCGGACGGACAACGGAACCUUGUUCAUCCAACACCACGCGGCCGGAGCCGACAAGUACCGCUAUUCGACGAACUGGGGUAGCACAUUUUCGAAGUGGAUCCCGUACACCGGUGGAAAUGACACUAUCGAAGAAUUGGAAUGGUCAGGAACCAAGAAGCAACGGUGGCAAGGAAAGCACAUCCGUGUCGAGUACUGGAAUAAAUGGACCGGUAGCAGCGACUACGCUCAAGAGGGUGACACCGAUUGGGACGGCAAAGGCGAGCGACGAUUCCCCCACCUUUUCUUCAACGGUCCUUACAACCAAUACGGGUACGAUGCUGGCUUGCACAACGUGGUUGAACAGGAUAAGGAUGGGCUGUGGAAGUACCGAUUCGUGUCCGAGUGGCCUGCCCAAGGUCAAUUCAACAUCUGGGGCAUGGAUCCGGAUGGCAAGCCUGACGAAAGCUAUGUGUACGGAGAUGCUGAUGGUGAUGCGAUUCUGGACCGUCUGCCGCCAUCCUCGCUCAGUGCAACUCUUGUCAAUGUCACGGACCAUCCUCCCUCCCCUUACCUGGCGUGGAGAUUCCACGUUAAUGACGCUACCAUGAAGUUCGAGCUUGUACCCGUAGGCUCGAAGUAUGCCCAGAUGGCCAUGUACUUCCUGUUUUGGCUCAUGCCAAUCGUGACGGCGGCCGCAUGUGUGUACGUAUUCAUGAAGUCGUUCUACCAGAUCAAGUUCAACCAGAUUGGUGUCAGCGAAAAGAAAGGGCUCCUUCCUCUUGCCCUCCGCCGGAAGUUGAAGAGGCGCAAUCCCGAAGAGGGCGAAGCGAUGAAUCCUUUGAUGCGUCUCGCCAACAAGUCCGGUUUUCUCCAGAGCACAUCCGCAUUCGGUGCGGCGGGCAAGGACCGCCGAAAAAUGGCCCUCAUCGCUACUAUGGAGUACGACAUUGAAGACUGGGCUAUCAAAAUCAAGAUCGGUGGUCUCGGUGUGAUGGCUCAAUUGAUGGGAAAGCACCUUGGCCACCAGGACCUCAUCUGGGUUGUUCCUUGUGUUGGAGGUGUGGAUUACCCCGAAGAUCGUCCAGCCGAAUCCAUGUUCGUCACCGUUUUGGGCAAUCCAUACGAAGUCAAGGUCCAGUACCACACGUUGAACAACAUCACCUACGUCCUUCUUGACGCUCCUGUGUUCCGCCAGCAAACCAAGGCUGAGCCCUACCCGGCCCGCAUGGACGACUUGGACAGUGCCAUUUACUACUCCGCGUGGAAUCAGUGUAUUGCGCAUGCGAUCAAGCGAUUCCCCAUUGAUCUGUACCACAUUAACGAUUACCACGGCUCCAUUGCUCCGCUUUACAUUCUUCCUCAAACCGUUCCUGUUUGUCUUUCUCUCCACAACGCUGAAUUCCAGGGUCUGUGGCCUAUGCGUACCCAAAAGGAGAAAGACGAAGUCUGCUCGGUCUUCAACCUCGAUAUGGAUAUCGUGAGUCGCUACGUCCAGUUCGGUGAGGUUUUCAACCUGCUUCACGCGGGUGCGAGCUACCUCCGUGUUCACCAGCAAGGCUUCGGUGCAGUCGGUGUGUCUAAGAAGUACGGAAAACGGUCUUAUGCUCGUUAUCCCAUCUUCUGGGGGUUGAAGAAGGUUGGCAACUUGCCUAACCCCGACCCCUCGGAUACUGGAGAAUGGAACAAGGAGCUGCCCAAGGAAAGCGACAUUCAGGUUGACCCCGAUUACGAAUCGAACAGAGGCGAAUUCAAGCGUCAAGCACAGGAAUGGGCCGGUCUUGAGCAAAACCCUGACGCGGAUCUUCUGGUGUUCGUUGGAAGAUGGUCGAUGCAAAAGGGUGUCGACCUUAUCGCUGAUGUAAUGCCUGCCGUUCUCGAAGCCCAUCCCAAUGUCCAGUUGAUCUGUGUUGGUCCGGUCAUUGAUUUGUACGGAAAGUUCGCGGCAUUGAAGCUCGAGCAUAUGAUGAAGAUCUAUCCCGGACGUGUCUUCUCUCGACCCCAGUUCACUGCGCUCCCGCCCUUCAUUUUCUCUGGUGCUGAAUUCGCUCUGAUCCCUUCUCGUGAUGAGCCGUUCGGUCUUGUUGCCGUCGAGUUCGGUCGUAAAGGUGCUCUUGGUAUCGGUGCCCGUGUUGGUGGUCUCGGUCAAAUGCCUGGUUGGUGGUAUAAUGUCGAAUCUACGACUACUGCCCAUCUUCUGCACCAGUUCAAGGUCGCCAUCGACAGUGCCCUUAACUCGAAGCUUGACGUCCGCGCAAUGAUGCGUGCACGAUCUGCCAAGCAGCGGUUCCCCGUCGCCCAAUGGGUUGAGGACUUGGAAAUCUUGCAGGCGACCUCUAUUCGCGUUCACAACAAGGAACUGGUCAAGUCUCACGGACAGCCUUAUACGCCAUCUGGUUAUAGCACGCCAACCGCGGGCACUGGUUUAUUGGUCUCGCCUAUCUCUUCUCCCGGAGCUAUGACUCCGACAGGAUUGCAGACACCACCUAUUGCGCACUCGAGGGAAAGCAGCUACAGCAAUACCAACCGUCUCAGCACUCUUGGCCCGCAGCAACGGAACACAAUUGUUUACAGCACUGAUCCAACACCCAGUCCCAGCGCCAAUGAAAAGCCCAAGUCCGGACUCAGUCGACAGCUUUCACUUGGUGUCCGCUCUGGCCCUGGUCACUCGCACCGUCGGGGAUUGAGAAAGAGCAACAUCCUAGCAGUCGAGGAGAAUUCGACCCAUGUCAUGACCGAUGCGGAAGAGGAAAGCGACGACGACAAUAUCCCCAGCUACUACGGAGAAGAUGAAUACACGCUCACUCCCGAACAAGCAGGGGAAGGUCGCCGGAUGGAACUCCAACAGCAGCAACAGGCCGCUACCCAUGGUGGACUGUCGCCCUUCCACGCCACCAUCCCUGCGCAAAACCGACACUUCAGCCAAGGAUCAACUGCGACAAGACAAUCUGUCGCCUCAACGACGCCGGGGGCAUUUGACGACGGUCUUCUGGCCCCUAUCAGACCCUUCGCUGAACCUGGGAACCGUCUUAGCAGCUCCUCUGUGCUUUCCGUUGACUCCGUUGUUGGUGACAAGAAGGACUUCAAACUACAAAAAGUCGACCCGUUCUUUACUGACAGCUCUGGUGAAUAUUACCGGGUGUUCGAGAGCCGACUCCAGGAUCUCAAUGGCUCGAACUCUGAGACGCAGCUCUGUAUUGAGGUGUUCUUGGUGAAGAGUGAAAAGAAAUGGUUCGACAAGUUCAGGGACGCAAGGCUAGGACGCAACCAUUCUCCGGCUCCUUCUAUCUUCCGUGGUAAGCGUGCUAUUUCGCCAGCUGGUUCAAUCUCCAACGACGAUUCGGCCUCGCGCGACAGUGGUGGCGAGGAGAACAAGGAAGCCGAUGAGUUCUUGCUUGGAAAGGACUACGUCCCUCCGACUGGUCUCAGGAAAUGGAUGCAGCUCCGCAUUGGCGAUUGGCCGGUCUACUCGCUUUUCCUUGGUUUGGGACAGAUCAUCGCGGCGAACUCGUACCAGAUCACGCUACUUACUGGUGAAGUCGGUCAAACAGCCGAGAAGCUCUAUGGUAUCGCGACUGUGUACCUGGUCACUUCGAUCAUCUGGUGGUUCAUGUUCCGAUACUUCAAGUCUGUGGUCACGCUCUCACUUCCUUGGUUCUUCUACGGUCUGGCCUUCAUUCUGAUCGGUGUCGCUCACUGGGAGGGCAACGAGUUCAAUCGCGGUUGGAUUCAAAACGUCGCCAGUGGUGUGUAUGCCACUGCAUCGUCCAGUGGUUCCAUCUUCUUCGCUCUCAACUUUGGUGAUGAAAGCGGUGCUCCUGUGAAGGAAUGGGUGUUCCGUGCUUGUGUUAUUCAGGGUACUCAGCAGGCCUAUAUCAUUGGGCUGUGGUACUGGGGAUCAACCCUUACCAAGGCGACUGCCGAUGGGAUCGUUAAUCCUCAAGGGAAUAUCACAAACACCUGGAAAAUGACUGCCAUCUGUUUACCGAUUGCAGUCUUCCUCUGGGUAGUUGGACUGCUUAUCUUCUACGGCCUGCCAAACUACUACCGCCAAGCACCAGGAAAGGUCCCGUCGUUCUACAGAUCCGUCUUCAGACGCAAGAUCAUCCUCUGGAACUUUGCCGUUGUGAUCAUCCAAAAUUGGUUCCUCAGUGCACCAUACGGUCGUAACUGGAGCUUCCUCUGGAGCUCCCAACACGUGCACGCCUGGCAAAUCGGCAUCCUCUGCGUUGUCUUCUUCGGCGCCGUCUGGGCAAUCUUCCUCUUCCUCCUCGGCUACCUCUCCAAAUCCCACUCCUGGAUCCUCCCCGUCUUCGCCUGCGGUCUCGGAGCCCCCCGCUGGGCCCAAAUAUGGUGGGGUGUCUCCGGCGCUGGCCUCUACCUCCCCUGGGCCGGCGGCUACACAGCCGGAGCACUCGUCUCGCGCAGUCUGUGGCUGUGGCUCGGUGUUCUGGAUACACUGCAGGGAGUGGGUUUCGGUAUGAUUCUGCUGCAGACGCUGACGCGGAUGCAUAUCUGCUUUGCGCUUAUUGUCUCGCAAGUGCUGGGUUCGAUUGCAACGAUCUGUGCGAGGGCAUUUGCGCCGAAUAGUAUCGGGCCCGGCCCGAUUUCGCCGGAUAUCACGGCUGGUGCCAGUUCCCUGGCGAAUGGGUGGUUCUGGAUUGCUCUUAUCUUCCAGUUGUUGAUUUGCGCUGGAUUCCUGUUCUUCUUCCGCAAGGAGCAACUCUCGAAGCCAUAA
Aspergillus glaucus CBS 516.65 is the source of this 7299-nucleotide messenger RNA. RefSeq names its product alpha-1,3-glucan synthase Ags2 (gene ags2). Gene Ontology annotation, molecular function: alpha-1,3-glucan synthase activity. The record is from RefSeq and is a predicted model, not a curated record. Gene Ontology annotation, cellular component: fungal-type cell wall. The coding region runs from base 1 to 7299 and encodes 2432 amino acids. The transcript has 6 exons. Gene Ontology annotation, biological process: fungal-type cell wall (1->3)-alpha-glucan biosynthetic process. NCBI's taxonomy places the organism in Eukaryota, Fungi, Ascomycota, Eurotiomycetes, Eurotiales, Aspergillaceae.